Nasonia vitripennis (jewel wasp) is the source of this 3462-nucleotide messenger RNA. RefSeq names its product vesicular glutamate transporter 2. The coding region runs from base 528 to 2111 and encodes 527 amino acids. Gene Ontology annotation, biological process: monoatomic anion transport; transmembrane transport. The record is from RefSeq and is a predicted model, not a curated record. Gene Ontology annotation, cellular component: plasma membrane. Lineage: Eukaryota; Metazoa; Arthropoda; Insecta; Hymenoptera; Pteromalidae. Gene Ontology annotation, molecular function: transmembrane transporter activity. The transcript is spliced from 12 exons.
UGUGCCUCGGGAUAUCAGUCUGCGCUCGGCGAUUACCUACCGCGGAAGUUACACGUACACUUUUGACACUCACUUGAGCCGCUUGAUCGGAGUAUAAAGGAACAAAACUCUGUCCGCUCGUCGCGAUCGUUAUCAAUCGCAAGUGGAACGAAGGGGAUUAGGUCAUCCCGAGAGCUCGACCUACAAACUAGCCUCUCCGCGUCGCGCACACGUGCUUCUCUCUCUCUCCCUCUCUCUCUCUCCCUGUGUCCAUAGGAGAGCCGUAGGUCAGCCUACAUCGUCAUCCUCAUCAUCGGAAUCAUGAAAGCCGCGGUGGAGAAUUGACCGGAGCGGCCGCGGAAAUUAGGAGCUGUUAAGGGUGUGCGCGGAGCGAGCGAGUUCAUUAUGUCCGAGAAGACGUACGGCCAGCUGCUCGCCAGCCUCGGCGGUCUACCCUGUCGUCCCUAUCAGAAUUUGAGGUGAUUUUGGAUGCACCCGUUGAAACCUAAGAUAGCGUUGAAAAUCGGAUUAAACGUCUCACGGCUGAAAUGGAGAGUUCCGAGAGGUACGAAGAAUCACCUGUUUAUAAAACAACAUCUGCUUACAACUUCCGCAGACUCGCAGACAUGAUUCCGGCCCGUGUAGUCCUGUACAUGCUUUCGUUCUCCGGUUUCGUCGUGUCGUUCAUGAUGAGGAUGGACAUAAACCUGGCCAUGGUGUCGAUGGUGAAAUACGCCUCGUCCGACAACGUCUCGAUCAUUUUGACCUGCGACUCCGAAAGCAACUCGACUGCACAGGCAAUGGAAGGCGACAACAGUUCCAAGACGGAAAGAGCGGAGGGAGAAUUUGAUUGGAGCCCUGCUAUCCAAUCGACAAUAAUUGGAUCAUUUUACUGGUGCUACAUACUUUCCCAAGUAGUAGGCGGGGUACUUACACAAUACUUCGGUACAAAGACCGUCUUCGGCGGCUCUCAACUGCUCACGGCCAUUUGCAGCCUGCUCAUACCAACUGCCGCCGAAUUUCAUUACGGCGCGAUUAUUGCACUGCGGAGCAUUCAAGGCGUCGCCAGUGGACUGACAUGGCCUGCCAUGUAUGCCAUUGUCGGACACUGGAUACCUGUCGUCGAACGAUCACGCUUCAUGUCUUCCUUUCAAGGGUUCAGCUUCGGCAUCGGCAUCACCUAUCCCCUGGCAGGUUUUCUCAUCGCCCACUUUGGCUGGCGCACGGUAUUCUACACGACCGGUAGUAUCGGCGCGCUCUGGUGCGUCUUCUGGUACUUCUUCGCGUUCGAUACACCGAGCUCGCAUCCGAGGAUAUCCAGCCAAGAGUUCCAGUACAUCCAGGGCAGCGUCGGUACCGUCGCCACCGAUCUCUCCGAGGGAACGAAGGUGCCGUGGAAAUCGAUACUGACAUCAUGGCCGGCUUGGUCCAUAGGCAUCACCACCUUCGGCAGAAUCUGGGUUCACUACGUCUUCAUCAUCGCCGGACCCAUGUACAUCAAAACCGUCCUCGGACUCAGUAUUCAGGCCAACGGAAUCCUAUCCGGUGCGCCUUUUAUCUGCAGUUACUUCAGUUCAGUAGUCUUCUGUUGGGUCGCCGAUCUGCUCGUUAGAAAGCAAAUCCUCUCGCUGACUAACGUCCGAAAGAUAUUCACUGCGCUUUCUCAGGUCGUUCCGGGAAUUCUGGUCCUUCUCAUAGGAUACCUGGGCUGCAACAUUGUGAUGUCGCUACUGAUUUGGUUCAUCGCCGUGACCUUGAUUACCGCGGCUUACGCUGGAGCGAUGGCCAACAUCGUCGAUAUUGCACCCAACUUUGCCGGUCCCGUAUUAGCGUUCGCACAAACUAUCCACAUGACAGCUAGUUUUGUAUCUCCCAUAGUAGCUGGACUACUCACCCAAGAAAGCCAAUCGCUGGACGCUUGGAGAAAAGUAUUCGGCGUGACGGCCUGCGUGGCCUGCGGCACCUACGUGGUCUACCAGAUCUUCGGCACGGCUGACAUUCAGCCGUGGAACUACCCGGACCAGAAGUACCCGCAGUCGGUGGUCGAGGACUCGCAGCCCCUCAACGACUCGCCGAGCCACAAAGCCAAGAUCGUCAUCCGUCGACCCAGCAACCACUCGGUCGGCGUCUAAAAUUCAAAAAAAACUACUACCAAUAUACCUCUUCUAAUAACUCUAUUAAACCACCCGCAAACACACGCGCGUUAUAUAUGCAUAUAACUCACAAUCAAUUAACAAGUAUAUCUAUAUGAUAAAAAUGAUACGAUAUAUCUAUAAAAAAAAUACUGCGGCCUGCCGCGGCUGCUCUCGUGCUGCCGACAGCGCAUUUAUGCAUUCUGUUCUUCCAUAGACUCCUUCUAUUAUGUGUUGCGGUCGUCCCCUAUACUCCACACACUAAUACACAAACACACACAGGUACGGUUUAUGUAUUCUUCGCGAUAUUAUGAUAUGCAUGUUGUAUACUCCUCCUUAGAUUAUGUUCUCGUAAUAGGCCUACGCCUAUCCGAUGCAUUAGACACAGAGAAUAUGCGCAUCGCAGGAGGAGAAGAAUGUCGGAGAAAGAUAAUAGGCAGAGGGAGCUUAAUAAAUCAAUUUCGCGAUUGUUGAGCUGAGUUUUAAGAGGUGGAAGAACAAAUCCGCGCGCGCGAGCCGAUAAGAAUCCGAGCAGCUUAUGUUAUUGAUGCGCGAGUGCAUUGUGGAAUCAAAAUGUUAUAUACGAUUGAGGGUGGAGCGCAUUCUCCGAAGGGGACUUUUGAAUAUUAAACAAAAUAAUAAGAAGCAACAGUGUGAUAAUUAACAUUCGAUAUACGCAGGCGUUGGAGACGCGGGAUGGGUUUUUCGUUGGUAGGUUUCUUCUUUUUCUCGAAAUUUAUAAUCGAGCGACGAAUAGUGUCUAGCUUAUUAUGUACACGACGAUCCUGUUGAACGUACAAUCUCAAUCGUUUAUCGAAUCAAAGUGGCGAAAUUGAGUUGAGAUCGAAGUUGUCUUUUAUUAUUACUAUCGUAUAGUCGUUGUUCUCUAUCGUCGGCGAUUUUUGUUACGUAUAUAUUGUAUGAAUCGAUAUUCGUUUUUUUUAUAUAAAAUUAAGAUGGAUAGAGGGACGUUCGUUGAGGGGUGGAAGAAUCGCGUCUCUCGAUGACGCCUGGAUUUAAUAUUCGUAAAAUGUGUGCAAUUUUAAAAAAAUUAAAUACUUUUAACCAAGUACUCUCUCUCUAUAUACCGAUAUGAAAUAAUCGACAAUGUUAAUUACUCUACAUAACGUCGCCACGUAUACAUGACUUCGGAUCUCACGUAUAAAAUUCAAUUCCAGUUUUUAUUCUUACGUUAUGUUAAUUUAUUAUGUUAUAGUAAACAGUACAGCGCCGUAUGUGUAACACGACAACAAUUCUCCGUACGUAGGAUAUAUAUUUCGUUUUAAUUUUUUUUAAGAACCAGGGAAAAGAAUCAUACGCUAAUUUUUAUAAAUGUAAAUAUACACUGAAA